Messenger RNA from Symphalangus syndactylus (siamang), 2523 nucleotides. It is a transcript of the gene DIPK1C, whose product is annotated as divergent protein kinase domain 1C. The record is from RefSeq and is a predicted model, not a curated record. Lineage: Eukaryota; Metazoa; Chordata; Mammalia; Primates; Hylobatidae.
UGGGGGGGCAAUGUGACAAUUAAAGAUAUGUAGUCUGAGGAAUCAGUCCCCAAAGAGAGAGGGGAUUGAAUCUAUCCGGAUUUCGUUUAAGUGAGGAGCUGGUCUUCUUGGGGAAAAAAAAGUGCAAAAAGACAAAAAAAAAAAAAAAAAAGUGGAGAGGGUGGAGCGGGGGAUGCGGCGAGUGGACCCCCAGCGGAUGCUCGGGCGCGCGGGGUGUUGCUGCUGCUGGACGCCCUCCCCUCACCUCCGCCCCAGGCUCAGGGCCUGCCCCAACCCUCGCGCGGCCCCUCCCCCGUUCCCCCUCCCCGCCGAGUGGGCCUGAGCCGCAGAGCCGCGACGCGAGUGCGGAACUCAGGGCGCGGGCGGCGGUGGGGCCGGGGCGCGGGCCGGGCUGGCCAUGGCGCGGGCGGCGGGCGCGCGGGGCCCGACCGGGUGGUGCGGGAGGCGCCGGCGCUGCGGCCGGGGCGCGCUCCUCGCCUUCGCCGCGUGGACCGCGGGCUGGGUGCUGGCGGCCGCGCUGCUGCUCCGCGCGCACCCGGGUGUCCUCUCCGAGCGCUGCACAGACGAGAAGAGCCGGCGCAUCCUGGCCGCGCUGUGCCAGGACUACCGGGGCGGCGCGCUGGCCGGGGACCUCUGCCAGGACCUGUGUGUGGCGGGAAAGCUGCUGUUUCAACGCUGCCUGCACUACGACAGGGGCAAGAAGGUGCUGCAGGCCGACUGGCGCGGCCGGCCCGUGGUCCUCAAGUCCAAGGAGGAGGCCUUCUCCAGCUUCCCGCCCCUCAGCCUGUUGGGAGAGGAGGCAGGGGAGGGUGGCCAGGACAUCCCCGAGGCAGAACUCCUCCUGAUGGUGGCUGGGGAGGUCAAGAGCGCUCUGGGCCUGGAGUUGUCCAACAGCAGCCUGGGGCCGUGGUGGUCGGGCAGGCGGGGCCCGCGCUGGCGGGGACAGCUGGCCAGCCUGUGGGCGCUGCUGCAGCAGGAGGAGUACGUCUACUUCAGCCUGCUGCAGGACCUCAGCCCACACGUGCUGCCCGUGCUGGGCUCCUGCGGCCACUUCUACGCGGUGGAGUUCCUGGCCGCGGGCGGCCCCCACCACGGGGCACUCUUCCCCCUGGACCAGGCCCCAGGUGCCCCUGGGGGUGGCCAGGCCAAGGCCAUCAGUGACAUCGCACUCAGCUUCUUGGACAUGGUGAACCAUUUUGACAGUGACUUUUCCCACCGCCUCCACCUCUGCGACAUCAAGCCGGAAAACUUUGCCAUCCGGAGCGACUUCACAGUGGUGGCUAUUGAUGUGGACAUGGCCUUUUUUGAACCUAAAAUGAGGGAAAUCCUUGAGCAAAAUUGCACAGGAGACGAAGACUGCAAUUUCUUUGACUGUUUUUCAAGAUGUGAUUUACGAGUCAACAAGUGCGGAGCGCAGCGUGUAAACAACAACCUGCAGGUCAUCUGUGACAAAAUAUUUCGCCAUUGGUUUUCCGGACCUCUCAAGAGCUCUGCGGUCUCUUUCCAGCUUCAGCUGCAGUUACAGGAGGCGGUGCAGGAAUGUGCAGACCCUGGGGUCCCCAGCGGGAACACCCGGAGAGCAGCCCCCAGCGUGUUCUGGAAGCUUCACCGACUCCUCCAGGCCACACUGAGGGAGCUCCAGGAGGCAGAGAAGUAGCCACUCUCUGGCCUUAAACAUGCUCAGACAGGAAAAGUGACCUUCGCUGGAUUUCUUCUGCCAUUGUUUUAAAGAUGAGCCAUUUCCCCCCCGCUCUCUGGGGUGCCGUUCUGGCCUCCACAGUGUGGAUCGGCAAGUGCUGCUGCCAGAGACAGUGCUCCCUCGCUCUGGUCCCACCCUGGCCUCUGACCUGUCAGCUUGUGUAAAAUGAGUGGAGGGAGGAGGUACAGACCUCCCUUCAGGAGGGCUCUCGGUCAGAAGACACAAACCUGUGUGCACUUAUUCUCUGCAGAGAGCACUUGUACCUGGUUAUCCCAGCAUGAGUUCCAGCUGUUCUUUCCUGUAAAUCGUUACCACGUUAAAAAGUGUGUGUGUGUGCAUGCAAAUGAAUGUGUAUGCCUGUGUCUGGGUGCAAAUGAGCAUGUGAGCAUGUGUGAGUGUGCCCAUGAGUGCAUGUGUGUGAGUGUGCCCAUGAGUGUCUGCAUGUGUGUGAGUGUGCCCAUGAGUGUCUGCAUGUGUGUGAGUGUGCCCAUGAGUGUCUGCAUGUGUGUGAGUGUGCCCAUGAGUGUCUGCAUGUGUGUGAGUGUGCACAGGUGAGUGUGGUGUGCUCAUGAGGAGUACGAGUAUGCCUGAGUGUGAAUGUAUAUGAGUGUGAAUGAGUGUGUGCACGGGUGUCAGCAUGUGUAUAUAAGUGUGGGCAUGUGUAUGUGAUUGUGUGAGUGUGGGCAGGUGAGUGUGUUGGGGAUGUGGGUUAGGGUGGGGAGUGCUGCUUUCUCUAGUGUGUCCUCCGGAACAGCUUGCCUGCCUAGCAGAGAAGUGUGACCUUUCUUUUGGAAUUAAAUACAAUAAAAAGAAAAUAAAUUGCA